This is a messenger RNA of Sinocyclocheilus anshuiensis, 2157 nucleotides long. RefSeq names its product gap junction alpha-3 protein-like. The transcript is spliced from 2 exons. NCBI's taxonomy places the organism in Eukaryota, Metazoa, Chordata, Actinopteri, Cypriniformes, Cyprinidae. Gene Ontology annotation, biological process: cell-cell signaling. Gene Ontology annotation, molecular function: gap junction channel activity. The record is from RefSeq and is a predicted model, not a curated record. Gene Ontology annotation, cellular component: connexin complex. Bases 34 to 1317 code for a protein of 427 amino acids.
GAGACAGCUGCGCUUGGCUAGAAAUCGUGAAGCAUGGGUGACUGGAGCUUUCUUGGACGGCUCUUGGAGAAUGCACAGGAACACUCAACCGUGAUCGGCAAAGUCUGGCUGACAGUACUCUUCAUUUUUAGGAUUCUGGUGUUGGGAGCGGCAGCCGAGGAGGUCUGGGGCGACGAGCAGUCGGACUUCACCUGCAACACGCAGCAACCCGGUUGUGAGAAUGUCUGCUACGACGAGGCCUUCCCCAUCUCCCACAUCCGCUUCUGGGUGCUCCAAAUCAUCUUUGUGUCCACACCGACGCUCAUCUACCUGGGCCAUGUCCUGCACAUUGUUCGUAUGGAAGAGAAGCGGAAAGAGCGCGAGGAGGAGCUGCGAAAGGCUAGUCGGCUCCAGGAUGAGAAAGAACUCCUGCAUAGAAAUGGAGGGGGAGGGGAGUCUGGUGGACGGGGUGGGGGCGGCGGUGGCAAAAAGGAGAAGCCGCCAAUCAGAGACGAGCAUGGCAAAAUCCGCAUUAGAGGUGCCUUAUUGCGCACUUAUGUGUUCAACAUAAUUUUCAAGACUCUGUUUGAAGUGGGGUUCAUUUUAGGUCAGUAUUUCCUCUAUGGUUUCCAGUUGCGGCCGCUGUAUAAGUGUGCGCGGUGGCCAUGCCCCAAUACGGUGGACUGCUUCAUUUCCCGGCCCACGGAAAAGACCAUCUUCAUCAUAUUUAUGCUUGUGGUGGCUUGCGUGUCCCUUUUGCUGAAUUUGUUAGAAAUCUAUCACCUCGGAUGGAAGAAGGUCAAACAGGGCAUGACCAACGAGUUUGCCCCCGACCGCGAGUCGCUGCCCGACGCAGACGAAGCGGAGCCUGGGUCUACUAGAACUGUGCCUGCCACCCUCAGCUACCCGCCAGACUAUACGGAGGUGGCAGUGGGUGGCGGAGCGUUCCUCCAGCCUGUGUCGGUGCCCUCUACGGCCGAGUUCAAGAUGGACCCUCUGCGCGAGGAGUCCUUGCCGUUCUACAUCAGCAACAACAACAACAGGCUGGCUGCCGAGCAGAACUGGGCCAACCUGGCCACCGAGCAGCAGACUCGGGAGAUGAACGCCGCCUCCUCCUCCCACUCCUCCGAUAACGGGUGGCAAGCCAAAGACGCCGCUCAGCACGCUGGCACCCCCACCUCCCCUGGUGUUGGUUUGAGCGCUGGGCCGGAGGAGGGGCACGUCACCACCACGGUGGAGAUGCAUGAGCCGCCUGUUAUUUUCACUGAUGCUCGACGACUGAGCAGGGCUAGUAAAGCCAGCAGCGCGAGAGCGAGGCCCAAUGAUUUGGCGGUGUAGUGGCUCUCCACUGCAAAGCGUAGGUUUUUGUGGACAAAACAUAAUACACCAAAAAACAAGAGGAAGUGAGAGGCAUAUUGCUGGAAUGAAAAAAUUAAUUCCAUUCAUUAUUAAUUUAAUUUUGCAACAUAAAAUUGCAAAGAGUUUAGUCAUUUCUUAUGGGCUAAUGAAAGAUGGCUUCUGAAUGCUGGUUAGUGUUAUGCAGUAGUUGAAUGAAGCAGCACACCUGUUACACCAGAAUCUCAAUGAUUCACUGAAAAAAAUGUCACUUAAUUUAGUUUUAUGACAAGGCCUUAAUGCCAAAAUUUCCAUUCAGUCAGUUCAAUUUAUUAAGUAUAUUGAUUCAAAGUCACCAAAUAAAAAAUGUUUGCAGUACAAUAAUACAGAUUACAAAUAAGCAAAAAUACAUUUAAUAUACAACAUAAAUACACUCUGUAGUUUAACUGAGUAGAUAAUGACAUACUCUUGUGUAUUCUUUUUUUUUUUUUUGAAGACUUGAAUAGCAUAUGAGAGAAAUGGGAAAAAAGAAAGUAGUUGAAGUAACUGAGGAAAGUAGUUGUCAAAUUCAUGAACACCCAUCUUGAAAUGUUUUUAAAAUGUUCUCUUUGUUGUUCCAGCAUCUGUCUCUACAUUUCCUCACUCUAAAGAGAAAUCAGAAGGUUGAGGAAGAAAAAAGUAAAAAGCACAUUGCCUGAUAAAAGUGGCAAACUUUAAUGCAUCACAGAGAGAAGGUCAUCCAUAAACUGAAACAUGAACAUAUUACUGAGGCAAGUGAAAUAUUUAGAUAACUGUUGUACUACUGAAUGGUGCAGGGUUUUAAUUCUCAUAUAGCUUGCAUAU